UAUCUUGGAUUUGGAACACCAUCUAAUCUGGGAAAAGGCAGAAGGGCUGCAGCUGCUGCAGACCUUGCUAAUAGAAGUGGGGAAUCAAAUACUCACCAAGAUAUUGAAGAAAAAGAUCGGUUAUUACGUCACGUGGAAGCCAGAGAUCUCAUUGAAUUUGGCAUGAUUCCUGAGUUUGUGGGACGGUUGCCUGUGGUAGUUCCUUUGCAUAGCCUAGAUGAGAAAACACUUGUACAAAUUCUAACUGAGCCACGUAAUGCCGUUAUUCCUCAGUACCAGGCCUUAUUCAGCAUGGAUAAGUGUGAACUGACUGUUACUGAGGAUGCUUUGAAAGCAAUAGCCAGAUUGGCACUAGAACGAAAAACAGGUGCACGAGGCCUUCGAUCCAUAAUGGAAAAACUGUUACUAGAACCAAUGUUUGAAGUCCCUAAUUCUGAUAUUAUAUGUGUGGAGGUUGACAAAGAAGUAGUAGAAGGAAAAAAGGAACCAGGAUAUAUCCGGGCUCCAACAAAAGAAUCUUCUGAAGAGGAGUAUGAUUCUGGAGUUGAAGAAGAAGGAUGGCCUCGCCAAGCAGAUGCUGCAAACAGCUAAACUGUCAGAUUCCUGUCCUGUAUAUAAAACUUUUCCUUCUUUUGUUUAGGAUUGUAAAUGUCUCUACAGUCUGACAUUAAAGGUAUUGGAUCUAUCUUGGAUAUCAUACAUGGUCAGAAGUCUUUAGGAUAAAAAUCAGAUCGUGUAGAUUAUUGUAACAUCACUGAUUUAUACAGAGGACAUUAUGCGGACUUUAAUGACACAAUGUUUAGGGAUAAAAUGUACAUUAUUUUGGUUCAGUUUUUAAAAAAUAUGCUUCAAGAAAAUUCUUAGGAGUUCUUUUAAGCAAUUUAGGUAUGUUGCAGUAACUGUGGAUUUUACAGUAAUGUUACUCUACAAAUGGGAAAAUAAAUUCUUUAAAAUUGAAUAUUGGCAUACCAUUCUUUAGUGUUACCUUUUUUUACCCACAUUUCCUGAAAAUAAAAGAAUUUUAUUCAUCUUAAAAAUUAGACCAGGUAGUUUCCAAAUAAUUAAAAUUUUUGUGGAAAAACAAGCUGAAGAACCAUAUUUUGAUGAUUUGUUUAGCUGUAUUCUUAGUCUUAUCUGCUAAUGCAUGACACUAAUUGGUACUAUAAAAAAGGCCAUUCUCUUGCUGACUUGUCUGAUUUAUUUGCCAUCUUUGAUCCAUUUUAGUACCAUGGGUGAGUAGGUGGGAACUGAAGUCUGGCUUAAGUCUUCAGAAAAAGACUAUACAUCUAAUUCUAUAAAUAGCAUGCAGUAUUAGUCAUAGUAACAAACAUGUGCUGACCUAAAUAAAAUAUUCCAAUAUUGUGCACUUAAAGUACUGAGCUAGUUUUUUUGUUUUGAUUUUUGAUGCCGGACAUUUGUCUAAUUCUUUGGCAACAUAGAAUGUUAAAAAAAAAUCUGUUUUGCUAUCAGCCAAAGUGAAUGUGUUCAUACUAAUAUAUAAGUUAUUAGCCUUUAUUAUAUAGCAAAAAAAUAGUGGGGGGAAAUUUUUGGACUCGAAAAUUGUAUCAUUUGAUACCAUAAAUAUUGAAAUAUCCAGGUACCUUUUAAGCUUUUUUCCUUCUAAAGUGAUACAAGUUUCUAUAUUUCUCAGUUCAAUCUCAUUUGAAAUUGUUUAAAUCAAAGUACAUUUAAAUAUUGUUUUCAUUUUUUGGUUUAUAGACUCUUGAGUUUUCCUUUUACCCACUUUCUCUUAGGAAGAGAACCUUAAACUAUUAACAAAUUCUAAAUCCUAUUGAUGAAGAGUUGGACUUCCUAUGAUGUAAUAAAAGGGAUGUGAGGUACAUGUUUAUGCCUCAGAUAGGACCAGAAAUGCAGUUCUGCGGAGUGUGUAAGCCUGGUUGCUAUAGUAUGGAAUAGAAACAGGUAUCCUUCUUAGUCUCCUUAGUAAUGGUUCAAGUUCUCUCCAGGAAGUCUUUCAUAUUAUAACUUUGUUCAUUAACCUUCUUCUAUUUGUAUCAUUUUCCUUUUUGUAGAGUGGAAAUUGGAAUAGCUUCUAAAAUGAUAAAGGUUAUUUUCCAGCAAUGGACUGGGAAACACUUUAGUUAUAACUUGCAUUUGGUUUUGGAAGUUGUUAACAAAGCAUAAUUGACAUUUUUAAAUCAAACACAACUGUAUAACUACAAUUUGUAUCUUGGAACAUAUGUUUUCGCAUUUGAAUAAAAUGAAAGGACUAAAAUGAAA
Galeopterus variegatus (Sunda flying lemur) is the source of this 2241-nucleotide messenger RNA. Its product is annotated as ATP-dependent Clp protease ATP-binding subunit clpX-like, mitochondrial. NCBI's taxonomy places the organism in Eukaryota, Metazoa, Chordata, Mammalia, Dermoptera, Cynocephalidae. The transcript has 4 exons. Gene Ontology annotation, cellular component: mitochondrial matrix. Gene Ontology annotation, molecular function: ATP hydrolysis activity; ATP binding. The annotation marks the transcript as partial. Gene Ontology annotation, biological process: proteolysis; protein catabolic process. The record is from RefSeq and is a predicted model, not a curated record.